CGAUCCACCUCCUUCCUUCCGAUAUACACACACGAGAUAUAUAUAUACGCACACACGGCCAUACCAUCUCGAUCCGAUUCGAUGUAAUGGCGCAACAACGAAUUAGCCUCGCAGUGAUGCUGCUAAUGGCAGCUGCGUCACUUGUUAGUGUCCAGCUUCCACCGCUCGCAUCGUCGGCCGCCCUCCCGCAGUUUCCCAAGAUCAAGUCCUACGCCACCCGCGCGCGGGCGGAGCAGAUCAUGAAGAAGCUCGAUGGCUUCUUCCAGCGGCACGGCGACGACGCCGUUGAGAAGCUCCUGCCACCGCCGGCGCCGCCGGUCGUCAACGUUCGCCAGCUGGACAGCUCUCCCGCUGAGGGCGCCGUCCUUUACUCCGUCGACCUCGCCGUCGGGACGCCCGCGCAGACCAUCUCCGGCGUGAUGGACAUCUCCACCCAGCUCGUGUGGAUGCAGUGCGACCCCUGCACCGCCUGCCUGCCUCCGCCGGCGUCCACCUUCAAGCCCAGAGACUCCGCCAACUUCUCCGCGUUCAAAUGUUCUAGCAAGACCUGCAAGGACGUGCUCGGGCCCUCCUGCGCCGGUAACAACGACCCCUGCAAGUACUUGGCCAUUUACGGCAACUCCACCGCUACGAUUGGGUACCUCGCCGCCGACACCUUCACCUUCGGCACCACGGCCGUCCAACGUAUGGUAUUCGGAUGCAGCCACAGGAGCGUCGGGGUCUACUCCGGCGCGUCCGGCAUCAUCGGUUUCGGCAGGGGGCAACUCUCGCUCGUUUCCCAGCUCGGCCUCUCCAACUUCUCCUACUUCUUGGCUCCACAAGACUCACGCCGCGACAACGAAAUCCAAUUGGGCGACGUCGCCGUGCCGCAGACCGAUCGCAGCCGCUCCACACGGCUCCACAAGAGCAGCAAGCACAGUGACCUCUACUACGUCGCUCUCACCGGCAUAAAGGUCGACGGCCAGGUCCUGAACGACAUCCCGCCGGGAACGUUCGACCUCCGCGAGGACGGCUCCGGCGGGGUGUUCCUCAGCACCACCGUGCCCGUCACCUACCUCCAGAAGGACGCGUACAAUGUCUUGAGGCGAGCCUUUGUAAGCAGGAUCCAGUCCAAACCUGUAGAUGCUCCUAAUCUCGGCCUCGACCUGUGCUACACGGCGAAAUCCAUGGCCGGCACAAACAUUCCGAGGCUAACGCUGGUGUUCGAUGGGGUGGACGCGGCGAUGGAGCUCGGGUCGGCGAACUACUUCUUUAAGUUUAAGGACGGCGCCACGGAGCUGCAGUGUCUGGCCGUACUGCCUUCGCGGGACGCGUCGCUCCUGGGCAGCCUGCUGCAGACGGGAACGAAGAUGAUCUACGACCUCGACGGCGAGCAGCUCACGUUCGUGAUGGAGGACUCGCCGAGGCUCUCGCAGGCGCCACACUCGCAGGCAGCGUCGCUCAUAAUAAUAAUAGUUGUUGUCCCUGUCGCCGUGUGGAUGCUGAUGUUCUAGCCCUUGCUAUGGUUUCUGGUUUACAUGCAUCAAGUAUUUUUUAUGGUUAUAUACUCCCUAUUAUUAUUAUUACUGUUUAAGU
This is a messenger RNA of Phragmites australis (common reed), 1575 nucleotides long. RefSeq names its product aspartic proteinase nepenthesin-2-like. NCBI's taxonomy places the organism in Eukaryota, Viridiplantae, Streptophyta, Magnoliopsida, Poales, Poaceae. The transcript has a single exon. Gene Ontology annotation, cellular component: extracellular region. The record is from RefSeq and is a predicted model, not a curated record. The coding region runs from base 87 to 1493 and encodes 468 amino acids.